Messenger RNA from Mercurialis annua (annual mercury), 900 nucleotides. RefSeq lists its product as uncharacterized. Lineage: Eukaryota; Viridiplantae; Streptophyta; Magnoliopsida; Malpighiales; Euphorbiaceae. The record is from RefSeq and is a predicted model, not a curated record. The coding region runs from base 1 to 900 and encodes 299 amino acids. The transcript has a single exon.
AUGGAAAUGGUUAAGUCUUAUUUGUUAAUGUUUUUUGCUGUAUUCUUAAUAUUUCUGCCUAAAAUGGAGGCUCAAGUAUUUCAUCGUCCUUUAUGUGCCUCCCAGUUUUCGCUAGUGGUUCAUUCAUGUGCAGGGCUUCCAUAUUUCCCGUUCCCAAAUCCUCCACCUCCCAUGCCGCCAUCUCCCCCUGCUCCUCCUCUUCCACCAGCUCCUGGCCCUAGCGAUGACGAUGAUGAGAGACAUCACCACCGCGGUCGUGGUCGCAAUCAUGGUCAUGGUCACGGUCACGGUCACGGUCACGGAAACAGUCGCAAUCAUGGUCACGGAAAUGGUCACAAUCACGGUCGCGGCAGCGGUCACAAUCGCGGUCAUGGUAGCGGUAACGGUCACAAUCACGGUCAUGGUAACGGUAACGGUCACAAUCACAGUCCGGUACAUGGACAUGGGCAUAGCCAUAGUAUUGCUAUAGAGCAUAGUCAUGGUCAUGGUCAUGGUAACGCUACAGCACGAGGGCAUGUGCAUGGGCAUGUUAGUCCUCCAGUGCACGGUCAUGGGCAUGGUCAUGAACAUGGACACAACCAUAGCCAUGGGCGCGAUAGAGGUCACGAGGAGGAAUAUUUUCCAAUGCAGAGCCACGGACAUAGGCACGGACAUAGGCAUGAGCAUGGUCAUAGGAGUCACGGCUACCACGAAUCACCCGGGCAACAGGAUUGCUGCAAGUGGCUAAACGAGUUAGACGAUGACUGUGUCUGCGGCGUGCUGGCUCAUUUGCCACCCUUCGUCUCCCGGUUUUCUCAUUCCUAUACAGUCUAUCUCGACGCUUCGUGCAACGUGACUUACAAAUGCGAAGGACGAUUAAUUAUUCCAGAACAGAAUAUGACCACUACUACUAUUACCUGA